AUGGGCUGUGCAAGGACAGCCAGUUUAGCACGAUGUAUUAAUUUUUGCCAGAAUUCGAGUUACUUGCUAAUUUUACUUGAAGCAACCGUUGUGCCCGAUGCGAAGCAAGCAACGAUCCGGACCGCGCUUUGGCAUGACGAAAUGGACAACGAAAAUAUUGAUGAUUAUGCUUUCGAUCCAUUCGUCGACCAAGAACAACAACCGGACUGGGUGACCAGUUCAGUCCGGCUGGGCUCCGUGCGGCGAUGGAAAAGCAAAAAAAGCGCUGCAAUACGACGUAUUGAAAAAGAAAUUGAACUGGAGAAGCAACGACGUAGUGAAUUUUCUGGAUUUCAGGAAAAGUAA
This is a messenger RNA of Gongylonema pulchrum, 345 nucleotides long. The record is from the annotation of a GenBank genome assembly. NCBI's taxonomy places the organism in Eukaryota, Metazoa, Nematoda, Chromadorea, Rhabditida, Gongylonematidae.